AUGCAUUUUUGUUGGUUUAUACUUUCAGCAGCAGCUGCUCAUUACCUUGCUGGCUCGUCCUUGCUCGAUCAAUUGUACGGUGAUUUGGUACAUGAAAAUUAUAAGCAACCCAAUUUUCAACAAAUUACCUUUUUUACAGAGGAGGAGAGUUAUGAUGUGUAUUCCAGUCAAGAGCAAAAACUCCCCGAUGCUUAUUAUGAAAACAUUGUUCGUAAUCAUUUAAAAACAAGACCUGAAGUUAAAUACCCUGAUAAGGACGAUGUCUCGGACAUUGAAAUGGACCAAAAUAUGUUUGGAGGUAUUGUCACAUAUGCACAUCUCCCACAUAUCAAUUGUUUCAAGGGUAACCAAGAUAAGCCAAUAGACGUGGCAAUUGUUGGUGCGCCUUUUGACACUGGUGUUUCCUUUAGACCCGGUGCUAGAUUUGGACCUGAUGCAAUUAGAUCAACCGCCAAAAGACUAAGUUACCCAUCAUCUACCAAGAAGCAAGGCCCAAAGAAUAGGCACAGAAAAAGCGAUGAGCUACACAGCUACUCCAUUGUUGAUUGUGGAGAUGUAGCAAUGAAUCCAUUUGAUAAUAGGAUUGCAUUGAAUCAACUUUAUCGUGGUCAUAGAGCAAUUGUCAAUAAUCACAAAGGUAAAGUGUAUCAAGUGCCACGAGUAAUCACAAUGGGCGGAGAUCAUACUAUUACAUUAAUGGCAUUACGCAAUUUGUAUGAGCAAUGGCAAAAACCAAUCAAGGUCAUCCACUUUGAUUCACACAUUGACACCUGGGAUCCAAAAAAAUUAGGUGGGGGCAUCACCAAUUACAUGAGUUUGAAUCAUGGAACGUUUUUGCAUUAUGCUCAUGAAAAGGGGUUCAUUGUUGAUAAAGGUAAUUACCAUGUCGGUAUUCGUGCACCAUUGGUUGAUCCUGGAUUCGACCUGAGGCAUGAUGCUGAAUGCGGAUUUGAAAUCAUUGAAGCUACAUCAAUUGAUAGGAUUGGAGUGCAGGGCAUCAUUAAAGAGUUGGUUGAAAGUUAUACAGCAGAGGAUGUUAAAGAAGGCACCCCUGUGUACAUUUCUGUGGACAUAGAUGUUUUGGAUCCAGCUUAUGCACCCGGAACUGGAACAAUGGAAGUUGGCGGUUUCACAACAAGAGAGCUUUUAGCGAUAUUAGAUGGCUUGCGAGACACCGAUUUGGGUUGUAACAUAGUGGGUGCUGACGUUGUUGAGGUCAGCCCACCGUAUGAUACAAAUAGUGGGAUAACUGCUUUAGCUGCAACUGCGGUGAUUGACUCCUUGUUGAAGAUUAUGGUUGACAGUAUUCCGUUGUGA
Messenger RNA from Lodderomyces parapsilosis, 1317 nucleotides. It is a transcript of the gene AFP99, whose product is annotated as Afp99p. Gene Ontology annotation, molecular function: agmatinase activity; metal ion binding. Bases 1 to 1317 code for a protein of 438 amino acids. The record is from RefSeq and is a predicted model, not a curated record. Lineage: Eukaryota; Fungi; Ascomycota; Pichiomycetes; Serinales; Debaryomycetaceae. The transcript has a single exon.